GUUUGUCGUGGUGUAUCUCAUCAUGGCGGCAGAGCGGGUUAUCCCGCUGCGCUUCGUGUCCCGACAGGAGCUCGGCCCGUGCUACAGCCCCUUGUCCCCAGGCCUCCGGCCUGUGGACUCUGCCGCCGCCUCCCUCCCGCGCUGCGCGGGGGAAAGCGCCGGCCACUCCCAGGUCCGGCUGCUUGGGGUGGCUGCUGCCAACUAUGGGCGCCAUAAUUCUUUAAUGAAUUAAACGUUCAGUAAGAUUAGACGGGAGGGGGUUUGGGGUUUUUUUUCUCCUGUAGGCUUAGGGGGAAGUCGCGCCGUGUGGAGGCUGGCUCUGAGCUCAGAGGGCUUUGGCAAUUGCCAGUGAAAGAUCCUUUUCGUUCUUGACAAAGGUUGGCUCCCGGUAUCAGAGAAAGGAGAAUACAGUAUUUUGGGUGGAGUGCUCAGCUUCCAGACUUCACUUUGUUCUUCACAACUUGGAGGGAUAUGAAGGCAAUUGGAAGAGUGCUUUGUGCUACAGGAAUUGUAGCUGGGCUCAUAGCUUUCUUCUGGAAAGACCCUUUUAUCCCAGAGAACUUGUCUGGUGCCCGUGUUCUCCUGACUGGAGCCAGUGCUGGGAUUGGAGAGCAGAUGGCAUAUCAUUAUGCCAGAUUUGGUGCUGAAAUUGUUUUGACUGCUAGGAGAGAAGCUGUGCUGCAGAAGGUGAUGGAGAAAUGCCUGACACUUGGAGCAAAGAAAAUAUUUUAUAUCCCUGCAGAUAUGUCUUCCCCUUCAGAACCUGAAAAGGUGGUUCAGUUUGCUGUCCAAAAGCUGGGGGGACUGGAUUAUCUGGUGUUGAACCACAUUGGCAUGACCCAUUUCCAGAUGUGGACAGGAGAUGUGGAAUACACCCGCUGGCUCAUGCAGGUGAAUUUCUUCAGUUAUGUGGCACUUACAACAGCAGCUCUUCCCACCCUGGAGAAGAAUAGAGGCUCGCUGGUGAUUGUUUCUUCCCUCACAGGGAAAAUACCCACUCCCUUCACCACUUCUUAUUCUGCCACCAAGUUUGCACUGGAUGGAUUCUUCAGCUCAUUGCGCCACGAACUCAUCAUGCAGAAGAGAAACGUCUCUGUCACACUGUGCAUCCUGGGUCUGAUUGAUACUGAUACAGCAUUACAGAAUACCAGGGGCAAAGUGCACAUAAGUGCUUCGCCUGCUCCUGAAGCCGCACUCGCCAUCAUCCGGGGAGGUGCUACACGGGUGCAGGAGGUUUUCUACCCCUGGUGGCUGCAGCAGGUGUGCUGCCUCUGGGUUUUGUUCCCCACCAACCGGGGCCAGGUUUUAAGGAGUUACUAUAACUACAGCAGUCCUUAA
Messenger RNA from Manacus vitellinus (golden-collared manakin), 1338 nucleotides. It is a transcript of the gene HSD11B1L, whose product is annotated as hydroxysteroid 11-beta dehydrogenase 1 like. Gene Ontology annotation, cellular component: intracellular membrane-bounded organelle. The record is from RefSeq and is a predicted model, not a curated record. Gene Ontology annotation, molecular function: oxidoreductase activity. Bases 472 to 1338 code for a protein of 288 amino acids. Lineage: Eukaryota; Metazoa; Chordata; Aves; Passeriformes; Pipridae. The transcript is spliced from 8 exons.